This is a messenger RNA of Stegodyphus dumicola, 4002 nucleotides long. Its product is annotated as epidermal growth factor receptor kinase substrate 8-like. The record is from RefSeq and is a predicted model, not a curated record. Gene Ontology annotation, cellular component: plasma membrane. Gene Ontology annotation, molecular function: actin binding. NCBI's taxonomy places the organism in Eukaryota, Metazoa, Arthropoda, Arachnida, Araneae, Eresidae. Gene Ontology annotation, biological process: regulation of Rho protein signal transduction; Rho protein signal transduction.
CUGUAAACUGCGUUUAAGUAUGAUUUUGUUUUCACUUGUGAGGAAAGAGCACGUUAAAAGACAUUCCUGCACGCAUGUUUAGUGACAUUUCGGUAAAUGGAUGCUUCUGCAGUUAUUUACGUUCAGUUGAGAUCUUAGUCACGCGCUCAACCGUAGUGAUUUGGCGGACAAUAUUGAUGCGAUUUUACUAUUGAUUUCUUCGGAAGAUAACUCCUUAUUGCUUGCAUACAAAGUUAUUAAAAUCAUCCUUUUUUUCCUCAUUCUUUUUUUCGUCUCUAUCGUAUAAGUGUUAUGUCAGUUGUAUUGUUGCUUCUGAGCUUAUUCAGAGACACCUAGGUUAUCAGACAAUUUCGUGGUUAUCUGUCGUAAUCGCAUUGUGAAAGAGAGCAAGCAAACGGAAUGCUAGGAGAACAGGAACUGAUCUCUUUGCGCAUGACACUGGAGAGUCAAAAUUUUAUCUCUAAGGUUGGAAUUUAUAACAGAUAGGAAGCUUACUUUUUUAAGUUUUCAAGGUAUAAAAAAAAAAAAAAAAAAAAAAAAAAAAAAAGAUAUGUGCUUGUAAUUUAUAAUACUUAACCAUAAAGCAUUUUCCUGUGAUGUGGUGCCUAAAUUUUCGACGUUUGCUGUGGAAACUUUUGCAAUUUUUGUGGUGACUUUCACAUUGUAUUUUAUGUGCGAUGUGAUUUAUGAUACUCACGUAAUUGCAGAAUAACGAAAUGCAAUAUUUCUUUUAAUGAAUUUGUGUCUCUAGUGAAUUCGGUUGUUAAUAAAAGUGGAAGUGAAAAAUGCCUGGAGUCAUUGAAAAUCAUGAUCGACAAAGCCCUGUAGUUAACCACAGGAGAGGUGCUAGUAAUUCGUUUGAUGAGAAAUUUCAGUCAAAUCAAAACAUGAAAGGUGGAUCCCGGAAUCGAUAUCCUAAUGGCUAUAGCCCAGAUCAAAUGAGUGAUGUUGUGGAUGAUAGUAGCCCACGUUAUUUAUUAGAACACCUGGCAACUUUCUCAGUUGGAUCAGAAUUUGGUUUAGUAUCUCCAAAAGAUGGCCUUCGUCGUCUGUUACAAAUGGAAAAAACUAAUGGCAUUUGGACUCAGAAAAUGCAGAUGAAACUUGACAAAAACUGGGUUCUUAUUUUAGAUUAUGAAGAUGGAGAUGUUGUGGAAAAGUUCCCUAUGAACUUAAUCAGUGACCCUACUGCAUAUACUAGUGAUGAUCCUCGUGAACUGUACAAUAACAUUCUAGUUUUCAUUGUAAGAGAAGACCCAAAGAGCAAGAACCCUAACCAGUCAGAGAUGCACAUAUUUCAGUGUGCCAGAGUUUAUGCUCAAGAUGUAGUUGAUGAAAUGAAAAUGUAUAUGUCAGGCAAAGUUAGAGCAAAAACCACUGAAAAUAUUAGACAUUUGCCACCACCUCCUCAUAAUCCACCUCCUGAUCCGCCAAUCAAUGGUAAUAGUUCUAAAGUUCGGGACCAAGUUGCUAUGUUUAGUGCUUCUGCAUCAUCAACACCACCUAUACAUUCUUCUGGUCCAAGAGGUGGUUCAGUUCUUCAACAACGAAUUGAGAGAGCAGCAGCAGGCUAUGCACGUGAGUCAAAUGAUGAAACCAGUUCAACAACUAGUGACAAAUAUGAGAGAGAAGUGACAAUCCUGAAUCAUUGUUUUGAUGACAUAGAGAGAUUUGUAGUGAGACUUCAGCAUGCAGCUGCAGCCUACAAAGAACUUGAACGACGUCAGAAGAAUAGAAAACACAAAAAAAAGGAUAUGGGUGAUGGUAUGUUAAGUAUUAGAGCAAAACCACCUCCUGAAAGGGAAUUUGUUGAUGUCUUGCAAAAGUUCAAGUUGUCAUUUAACUUGCUGGCAAAACUAAAAAGUCAUAUACAUGAUCCCAAUGCUCCAGAAUUAGUACAUUUUCUUUUUACCCCUCUUGCUCUAAUCAUUGAUGCAGCUCGUGAUUCUAAUCAUAAUGCCAAUCUUGCAGCUAAUGUUGUCAGUCCUCUGCUUACAAGAGAUGCAAUAGAGCUUUUGGCUAAUUGUUGUACUUCCAAGGAAACUGAUUUAUGGCACAGUCUGGGAGAUUCUUGGAUUAUUCCAAGGGAUCAGUGGAAAGGCUAUGAAAGCAAUUACAGGCCAGUUUUCUCUAAUGGAUGGGCACCUGAAAAUCCUUUAGAAGAUGGUGGUUCAAUUGCUCAAAGAAUACAGAGACCUGAGCCUGACCUGAGGGAACAGGAUUACCAACGAGUUUUCAGCCAUCCAGAGCGGGAUAGUCGCUAUGGAAGUGAAUAUUUUGGUAGUGAACGAGGUGAUGACAAUGACAGGAAUGAGUCUCCAGGAGUUGUACCAGAUCACCACCCUCAUUUGCGUCCUGGUUUUGACCGCCCUUAUGAACAUAUGCCCUCUGCAUCACGAAGAGAUUUUAUAGACAGAGGAAAUGCUAUGUCUCCUGAAUCAGAUUUUCAUGAUCCUAGGGACAGAGAUAUGAGAUCAGAAUUUAGCUCUGAUUCUAUCGAACAUUCUGAGCUGCCUUUGAGCCCUGAGCGUCAGUUUGAUCGACAGCAAAUGCAGUGGCUUGAAGAUCUUAAAAGUAGGAGAGCAAAAAUUGUUCAAGUGGUAUAUCCAAGGACUGCAAACAAUGAGAAAGAAUUGACUGUUAUUAGAGGCGAAAUUUUAGAAAUUUUAGAUGAUAGUCGGAAAUGGUGGAAAGCUAGAAAUAUGAGAGGUCAAAUAGCUCACGUGCCACACACAAUAGUGACACCAUAUCCUUCUCUAGAUGAUGACAUAUUCAACAAUCCAGUGUAUGGAUCAAGGAGUGCUAGAGAAAGUUAUUAUAGCACUGAGGGUUCUCCUUCAAAAGAACAUUAUGUUGAUGAAGGUACUACCCGAUCUCAGGAAGCAUCACGGUCUCCAUCAUCUGGUAUUUCUCGUCCAGCGCCUGCUGAUUGGGUACGCCGUGAGCGCCAGGUGAUACCUAUAGUGGAUAAUUCAGACGAAUUCGAACUGCCGUUACCUUCACCACCACCAGUUCAUAGCAUACCAUCAUCUCCAACAUUACGAGAUUCUACACCUGAUUUUUCUCCCCCACCUGCGUACGUCGAUACUUCGCACGAGUUCAAAACUUUUCUGCCUAACAAUGCAACUGAAAAAACCCAUCACAAUAAUCUUGAAAGAUCUGAUUCCAACUUCUCUAAAGAUGUUAAAGAUAAAACCAUAGCUCCGAAACCGCAGAUAUUUUCAUCACAGCCAAAGUCUCCCAAGGAGCAGAUUGAAUCAUCUCCUGUUGCUAGUACAAGUAAUACGCCCACACUGAUAGGAAUCAAACAGCCAGAUAGGUCUUUCAGUCUUGAUUCUGCUUCUAAUAAAGACAGUGCUCUUGAAUCAUUCCAAGAAGAAUUGAAAGCUUCUUUAGCUCAGAAGAAGGGUAUAAGAGUCUGGAAGAAGAUCACAUGUCCAGAACAUCACGUCACUGAUUGCUAUUACAUAAACUUGAAUUCCACUGAUGCAGAAGUUGCACAUUGGAUGAAAUUGAAAGGUUUCAGUGAGAGAGCUCAAGAGAUGCUGAAGGACAUGUCUAUUGAGAUGCUAUUCAAGUUACAAAAAACUCAGCUUGAAAAAUAUCUCGGUGAUGAAGGCUCAAAAGUUCAUAGUUAUUUAUUAAUUCAAAAGAACAUGUGUGGAUAUAAAACUUGCACUUCCAAAGAACUGUCGUUAAUCUUGGCAGAACGAAGAGAGAAAGCCGAAGUCUUCUGAACAAUUAAUUUAGCUUAACGAGCUGAAAGCCAGAAUCUUGUGUUAUAUAAAUUCAUUCCAGAUGCUAAUGUAUAUGUAAAUGAUUAUAAAAGGUGUUUCCUUUAAGAUAGUUCUGAAUGUUUUAUUCAGAACUUUCUGCAGAAAAAAUAAAUGUUUUGAGCAAAAUAAUGAAAAAUGAAGAACAAAGACAAAUCUUGUAUAUUUUAAGUAAACAGUGUUGCCAUUUUUUAUUGUGAAUUAAAGUUACCUGUGGUUUUUUUUUUAA